This is a messenger RNA of Nymphaea colorata (pocket water lily), 2670 nucleotides long. Its product is annotated as L-type lectin-domain containing receptor kinase S.4-like. Gene Ontology annotation, molecular function: protein kinase activity; carbohydrate binding; ATP binding. The coding region runs from base 183 to 2297 and encodes 704 amino acids. The transcript has a single exon. Gene Ontology annotation, biological process: protein phosphorylation. The record is from RefSeq and is a predicted model, not a curated record. Gene Ontology annotation, cellular component: plasma membrane. Lineage: Eukaryota; Viridiplantae; Streptophyta; Magnoliopsida; Nymphaeales; Nymphaeaceae.
AGUGUGCAAUUGUGGGCGGGUGCCCACGUUAGUUAAAUUUGAGGCUUCGCCAUUUACGCAAGAGGUUAUCCUUUCUCUGUUCCGGCUAACGAGCUGCUCUUCCUCCACAAACCCUGCCUGCAAUUUAAGGUCUCAUUCCUUCUGCAACUACUACCGACAGAGAAAGAGAGAUUCUGUUGGCCAUGAAACUUCUGCUUCACUUUCUGGUGAUUCUGUCCCUUGCUGUCCAUGCAGUUUCAACGACGGGCGGUUUCAUCUUCAAUAAUGGCUUCCAAGGGGCAAACCUGACCUUGGAUGGGGCUGCAGAUGUUUCCUCCAAUGGCCUGCUGCGCCUAAGCGUCGAUCCCAGCAACCCCACAUUCGGUCACGCCUUCUACCGUUUCCCUCUUCAACUGAAAUUAAACCAGUCGUCUCCUCCUAUUCCAUCAUCUUCCUCUCCUAUUUCUGGUGCUGCUGGUGCUGACGACACCAAUGGCACGGUUCUUUCAUUCAGCACCCACUUCGCUUUCACCAUGAGGACAGCGGACCCCAGCAUGGGCAACCACGCCUUCAGCUUUGCUGCAGUUCCUUCUCCGGCCACCGUCGACGCGCAGAGCGGCGCCAACUAUCUUGGUCUCUUCAACAUCUCCAACAUAGGCAACUCCUCCAACCACAUCUUCGCCGUCGAGUUUGAUAGCGCACGAGAUGCGGGUGCAACCUCGAACAACGCCAGUGGCAACCAUGUUCGCAUCAUCGGCAUAAACAGUCCGAUCUCCAACCUCUCUGCUCCGGCUUCCUACUUCCUAUCAGAUUCAACCCCUGAGCUGCCAAUCAAUCUACUCAGUGGGUCGCCGAUUCUCGCGUGGAUAGACUACCAAAGUCAUUGGCAGCAGCUCAAUGUGAGUAUGGCCCCCAUCACGAAUCCUAUCAAGCCCAAGAAGCCCCUUCUCUCGACCAAGUUAGAUCUCUCCUCUGUACUAAAACAUUUCAUGUACGUUGGCUUCUCUUCUGGAGUCGGCAAGGUUGCUAGCGACCAUUAUAUCCUUGGCUGGAGCUUUAGCAUCAACGGAGAAGCCCAAACCCUUAACAUUUCACAGUUGCCUUCCCUUGAUCUUUCUCAGCCGGCUUCCCUUUCAACCCCCAAGUAUCAAACCAAUCUGUUUGUAAUCUUGGUCUGUUCCCUUGGGGCUGCAGCGAUCGUGCUGCUAUCUGUUCUAGCCUCUACGUAUUACAUCAUUUGCAGGAGGAGGAAGAAAAAUGAUUCGGAUCAAAUGGAAGGUUUGGAAUUGGAGCAACCACGGAAAUUCCCUUACAAGGACCUCUCGCAAGCCACCCAUGGAUUCAGCAAGGUGGAGCUGUUGGGCGCCGGUGGUUUCGGCAAGGUGUACAAAGGUGUCCUUCCAGGAACCUCCACUGAGGUUGCAGUGAAGAGAUUCUCGCACAAUGGCGAUCAGGGGAUGAGGGAGUUCAUGGCAGAGGUCUCGAGCUUGGGGAGGUUGAGACACAGGAACCUUGUCCAGUUGCAAGGUUGGUGCAGGAGAAAAGGUGAGCUCCUGCUCGUGUACGAUUUCAUGCCAAACAGGAGCCUGGAUAGUUUCCUUUACAACGACCGCAAGGCCAGGGGCUUGGGUUGGGAAGAGAGGUUCAAGAUCCUCAAGGGGAUUGCCAAUGGGCUGCUGUAUCUUCACGAAGGGUGGGAGCAGGUGGUGGUGCACAGGGACGUCAAGGCCAGCAACGUCCUCCUGGAUGCCGAAAUGAACGGCAGGUUGGGCGAUUUUGGGCUUGCUAGGUUCUACAGCCGUGGUGAGAAUCCGCAGACGACGGCCGUAGUCGGGACGCUAGGCUACAUCGCUCCGGAGAUGUCCCGGACGGGAAAGGCCACGGCGAGCGCCGACGUGUACUCUUAUGGCGCCCUGCUUCUAGAGGUGACCACGGGGAAGAGGCCCUGCGACUUGCUGGCUUCAGAGCAAGGAGAGAUGGUGAUGGUCGAGUGGGUGCUGAGACAUUGGCAAAGUGGGGAUAUCUUAAGGGCUGUGGACUCGAGGCUGGAGGGCCAUUUUGUGAGGGAAGAGGCAGAGGUGGUGCUCAAGGUCGGCGUUCUGUGUUCUCAGGCUGUUGCAGAAAGGAGACCCACCAUGCGUCAGGUGGUUCAGUACCUUCAUGGGGAUGCGUCCAUUCCCAAGGAGUUGAGCCUAAGCAUCAUGGCAUUGCAUGAUGAUCUUGGACUUGACCAGCUUGUGCUGCCGUAUCCUGAUUCGGGAGCACCAUCCUGUGAUUCUACUGAUUUUCAGGAUUGGGCUCCAUUAUACGAGAUUUGAUAGCGACCAUUGUCUUCGGAUCGACAUUCACAAAGAAAUUCCAUGGAGAAAGACACGCUGCUAUUACAAGCAGCAGCUGGUUGACAGAAGACAUAAAAAGAUGGCCUCGUCGUCUGAAACUGGGAUAUGUAGAUUUGGUCUGUACAAUUUUAACGUCUAGUUAAAAUUAGUCUUAUUGACUACGGACGCGCGCGAUUGUGCAGUAUUAAUAUAGUAUUGCAAUGUUGCUGGUCGAUCACAUCCAUAGGUUGUGAUGAACUUAUCGAAGGACAUCAUGAGAUGAACUGGUUUGCGAUAUUGUAGUGUAACCACUGUGCAGGUCUGCCUAACCCCCUACUUGAUGAUGGAGAAACGGAAUAAAAAAUCGAUUGUU